Molecule: messenger RNA, 1547 nt
Organism: Drosophila nasuta
Lineage: Eukaryota; Metazoa; Arthropoda; Insecta; Diptera; Drosophilidae
Product: vitellogenin-1
Exons: 3
Coding region: 83-1243 (386 amino acids)
Biological process (GO): lipid catabolic process
Molecular function (GO): serine hydrolase activity; lipase activity
Source: RefSeq, a predicted model, not a curated record
AUACGAUCGGCGGGGGGACCUCGUAUAAAUACUGGAGUUCUACAAUUUCCGGCAUUCAAUGUGAUCGCGACAGUUGCCUGGCAUGGAUCACAAGGUGACUUUUCUUGGCGUCGGACUGCAGCUGCUGCUGUUGGCCAGCUUGGGCAAUGGCAUUGACUGGACGGUCACCGAUGUGGUUGGCUCCAUUGCCAAUGUCGGCAGCAGCAUCAUCGAUCCCAAGCUGCUGCCCACACCCGAUUCGCUGCUCCAGAACAGCAAGAAUCUGCUGGUCGGUCUGCCCUUUGAGUACGUCUCCUCUUCCAUCAAUUACCUAUGUUCCCAGGCUCUUAGUUCGAAUAAAAUCAAAUCCAAAUUCACACCGGAUAUUAACAAAAUGAAUUUCCAACUGCGCAACGCUUGUCAGCGAAGCACUCAUCCACUUCUCGAGGCGGAAAAGAUGUGGCACAGUCCAGAGUUUGAUCGCAAUAAGAAGGUUGUCAUUCUGGCCACCGGCUGGACAACUCGAGUCAACGAUACGGAAACAAUCGAUGGCUUUGCCCGUGCUUACAAUUGUCGCGGCGAUGUUAACUUUGUGGCUGUGGACGCUGCUAGCUUUGUGGACACGCUGUACUCGUGGUCGGCCUUCAACACGGAUGAAAUUGGCAAGCACCUGGCACGAGGUCUGGUGAAGCUGCUUGAUGUCGUGGACGUUAGUAAAAUCCAUUUGAUUGGCCACAGUCUUGGAGCGCAUAUUGUGGGUGCAGCUGGUCGCUAUCUGCAGCAGAUGGCGAACAAAACGGUGCCCAGAAUAACGGGUCUGGAUCCCGCCAAGCCGUGCUUCAAUGAGGGCGAAUCGCUGUCCGGAUUGCUGCGCGGCGAUGCGACAUUCGUCGAUGUGAUACACAGUAAUCCGGGUGUGCUGGGCAAGAGUGAUCCCAUCGGCGAUGCGGACUUUUAUCCCGGUGGCUUGAGCUCUUUGCCCAACGGCUGCCUGACUGUGACCUGUGCGCAUUCACGUGCCUGGGAAUACUUUGAGGAAUCGAUUUAUCCCGGCAACGAGGACAACUUUCUCUCCGUGCGCUGCAGUUCGCUAAGCGGACUGCGCAAGAAUCUCUGCGUUGGCCGCAAUUAUCCUAUGGGAUUUGCAGCGCCGACGGAUCUCAAGGGCAACUACUUUCUGGAGAUCAAUGGCAACAAACCCUAUGGCAAAAGAUCGACGCCAACUCGUGCCGCGCGCCUCGAGAGAUGCGGCCUCUGCCCUUGAGAAUGGGAACGAGGGAAUUUCCAAUUCAGUAGAUGUAGAACUCACCUGAUUUUGUAAUUUGCUUGCAAAUGAGAAGCGCUUUGAAAGUGUUUUGCUAAAUUACCAUUGCAGAAAGGUUAAAGUAUCAAGAACAAUUUAAAGCAAGCUUUGAAAAGCGCACAAAAAAGUGUGAGAAAAAUAUGCAAAUUUAUUAUUAAAAUACUUAAAUAUUAAUACAUAUAUAAGAAAUAAAGUUAUCUAAUGAGAUGUGUCGGAACUGAUGCUAAGCAUUAUCUCCCGAGAUGUUUCCUUACAAAUAUUACCA